Molecule: messenger RNA, 2054 nt
Organism: Blepharisma stoltei
Lineage: Eukaryota; Ciliophora; Heterotrichea; Heterotrichida; Blepharismidae
Source: the annotation of a GenBank genome assembly
AUGGAAGCUAGAGCUCGGAAGUUUGCAGGACUUCAAUCGACAAUUUUUAAAGAUAAUUAUGCCCCGAUUAAUGCUGCACAUAGAAGGUCUUAUUCAUAUGAUGCUCUUCAAGAGUCGACAAUUGAAAAUGAAGCUAACGGAAAGCAAUCGUUAAUUUUGAACAGUCAGAAACAUCAUUAUAGGUCUAAAGAAAGCGAAACCAUUGAUAAAGAAAUGCCAAGCAAGCCAAGCCAAAGACAUCAUUAUGAUUAUGCGAAAAGUCAGGUUUUAGAUGGAGCUUUGAUGCAAGCUGUUAAUUCAAAUAAAUUCGUUAGAUCGGUUUCUACUAGGACGUUUAGGAAGCCUGUAUUACACCAAGAAACACCUAAAAAGACAGAAUUUGAACCGAAAUAUAGAGAAGAGUCUCCUCAGGUUAGGUUUAGCAAAGAAUUUUAUGGAGUGAAUGGCUCGUUUUCGGUGCCUUCAAGUGAAAGCAAACUAAAUAAUCUUUCUUAUCGCCAAGAGACUGGCAGUAUGAACCCUAAAGAACGAAGGGAUUUCAACAUGGCAUCUCAAAUCUUUGCUGAGACAAAACAUAGAAGAGUGCAUUCAAUGAGCUGUACUCCAGAUAUAGAAGAAAAAUUAGAAUUUAAGCCUGAAAAACGAAAAUAUGAAAUGCUGGAUUCAAAUAUUUUUUGUAAUAAAAAAUACGACUAUAGCAGAGGGCUUUAUUUGGAUCACCCUGGGCUGCAAAAUGCCUUUUGAACUGGUGGAGCAGCAUAUUUCUGCAAUUUUGCCAAGCCAACUCUACCAGUUGGCAAAUGAAACCUAUAAUGAUACUUGCCAACUUGUGGAGUUGCUCCAGCCCUACACAAACUCACAAUAGAUUGGGCACUUUGAAGCCUAGGACGAUUCAAUCAAGGCCGGGCUAUAUCCCAAAAAUACAAGAAUGUGCUAGUGAAAACGAUGAAGCGAAAAAGAAAAAUCCUUUAUCUUCGAAUUUAUUUGGGAGGAUUUUUGAAGUCCAAAGGAAAGGUCACUCAAGAUCAUUUUCUGUUGGAGAAAUCGAUAAAAUGCCAAUCAAUCCGAUUACAGGAGAAACUACACAAUAUUCAAAUAAACCUGUAGAAAACCUUAAAUCUAAGCCACCUGCUGAUUUUAAUCCCCAUGAUCGCCACAAUUCUUCACAAAUUCAUGAAUGUUUACUUCGCUAGACUUGUAAGCAAGAAUGUUUGUGCUCUCUACCCAAGGAGCUUAUAUUUUUAAAUAUUCAUUUAAAACCUAAUUUUAUUUAAAAAUUUUAGACUUAAAUAUUUAAAAUAUAUACAAUUUGUGAGAAAUCUCGACAUAAAAAUUAUAAAUUAUAUAUUUAUAUUAAAUUUGAUUUUCAUGCUCUAUUAAUAGAGAUAUAUCUAAUAGUUUGAUCUCUAGCCAAGGGGGAGUUAAUGAGCAGUCAAUCGUAUGGGGCUUUACCAAAAGAUGAACCAAAGACUGCUGAGUAUUCAUUGCAAGGGUUACCAAAGGGUAUCACUUCAAAAGAUCUUACUCCUUCUUUAAAUUGGGGUAAAAAAUUCUGUUCCAAUUUAAAAUAGAUUAUAUAUAAAAAUUUUAGGAAUGAAAAAAUAUAAUUUUUUAAAAUUAAGAAGAAAUAAUUCAAAAAAUUACUCGAUUUAGUGUGAAGACUGGUUAAAUAAUAUUCUACUUGUAUUUUUCCAUUAAAUUAUGUGGGCUAAGGCAAAAUUUUAAACCGAUAUUUUUUUUUUCAAAUUAAAGGGGGAGUCAAAGAAUUAUGUGGGAAUAUGCAUGUUGUGCUUGCGCAAACAGACUCAGAUACUGUUACUGGAUACUGUAAAGGAACAGGAAAGCUGAAAAUCAGAAGCUCAGCAUUAUGAGAAAAAGAAAUGCAAAAUAUAAAGUUAACUCUAGCUGAAAAAGGAAUCUCAAUGAAGCCUAUACCCCCUACUAGGAGGCUUAAUAGUAACAUAUUUGAAACUCAUAGGAUUUUAAAAAGUAGAAACACACAAAAAAAGUACGCACCGAUUUUGCAAAAUAAAAGAAAUGCUAAAAUUAGCUAA